This is a messenger RNA of Metarhizium robertsii ARSEF 23, 357 nucleotides long. RefSeq names its product transposase. The record is from RefSeq and is a predicted model, not a curated record. Lineage: Eukaryota; Fungi; Ascomycota; Sordariomycetes; Hypocreales; Clavicipitaceae. The coding region runs from base 1 to 357 and encodes 118 amino acids. The transcript has a single exon.
AUGUCUACAUCAAGUCCUUCACAUCGCGCAAAUCUUCGCAGGCAGCGAAGCCCCAGUCCAGGCGAUCAAUUGCACCGAGAAACGCAACAACAGCUCAGUCGGCAAGGUAGAUCCAGUCCUUCACUAGUCGAAGAUCGACCGCAAUCCGCGAGUAGCUCUGCGGCGAGUAUCAGUCGGUUCUACGGACUUCGAGACGAAAAUGCACUUGAUAACCUGUUCGCCUCUUUCCCGCAAACACUUUCAAGUCUUCCACACCCUCACGGCUCACAAGGCCUCCACGAGCCUGCAUGGGGCCUUCGAUCCGAUUAUGAAAUAUAUCUCCAAAAUGACUUUAUCCGUGGAACUGGACAAAGCUAG